This is a messenger RNA of Gavia stellata (red-throated loon), 997 nucleotides long. RefSeq names its product carbonic anhydrase 10 (gene CA10). Bases 1 to 987 code for a protein of 328 amino acids. NCBI's taxonomy places the organism in Eukaryota, Metazoa, Chordata, Aves, Gaviiformes, Gaviidae. The transcript has 9 exons. Gene Ontology annotation, molecular function: zinc ion binding; carbonate dehydratase activity. The record is from RefSeq and is a predicted model, not a curated record.
AUGGAAAUUGUUUGGGAGGUGCUUUUUCUUCUGCAAGCGAAUUUCAUCGUCUGCAUUUCAGCUCAACAAAAUUCACCAAAAAUCCAUGAAGGCUGGUGGGCCUAUAAGGAGGUGGUCCAGGGAAGCUUUGUUCCAGUUCCCUCCUUUUGGGGUUUGGUGAACUCAGCUUGGAAUCUUUGCUCUGUUGGGAAGAGGCAGUCACCUGUCAAUAUUGAAACCAGCCAUAUGAUUUUUGAUCCCUUCUUAACUCCACUUCGCAUAAACACAGGGGGAAGAAAGGUCAGUGGGACGAUGUAUAAUACAGGGAGACACGUAUCUCUACGAUUAGACAAAGAGCAUUUGGUCAACAUCUCUGGAGGACCGAUGACAUAUAGUCACCGCUUAGAAGAAAUCCGGUUACACUUUGGAAGCGAAGACAGCCAGGGAUCAGAGCACCUACUCAAUGGACAGGCUUUCUCUGGGGAGGUUCAACUAAUCCACUAUAACCACGAGCUGUACACAAAUGUCACAGAAGCUGCAAAGAGUCCUAAUGGGUUGGUGGUAGUUUCCAUAUUUAUGAAAGUAUCUGAAUCAUCAAAUCCAUUUCUAAAUCGUAUGCUUAACAGAGACACCAUAACGAGAAUAACAUAUAAAAAUGAUGCAUACUUACUACAGGGGCUUAACAUUGAGGAGCUUUAUCCAGAGACGUCUAGUUUCAUUACAUAUGAUGGGUCAAUGACAAUUCCACCCUGCUAUGAAACAGCAAGCUGGAUAAUAAUGAACAAACCUGUCUACAUAACAAGGAUGCAGAUGCAUUCUUUACGACUGCUAAGCCAGAAUCAGCCAUCACAGAUAUUUCUGAGCAUGAGCGACAAUUUCAGACCAGUCCAGCCUCUCAACAAUCGAUGUAUCCGAACUAAUAUCAACUUUAGUUUACAGGGAAAAGAUUGUCCAAACAAUAGAGCACAGAAACUACAGUAUAGAGUAAAUGAAUGGCUCCUCAAGUAAGACAGAGCAG